This is a messenger RNA of Cyphellophora europaea CBS 101466, 6855 nucleotides long. Its product is annotated as protein pyrABCN. NCBI's taxonomy places the organism in Eukaryota, Fungi, Ascomycota, Eurotiomycetes, Chaetothyriales, Cyphellophoraceae. The record is from RefSeq and is a predicted model, not a curated record. Gene Ontology annotation, cellular component: cytosol; cytoplasm. The coding region runs from base 1 to 6855 and encodes 2284 amino acids. The transcript is spliced from 2 exons. Gene Ontology annotation, molecular function: carbamoyl-phosphate synthase (glutamine-hydrolyzing) activity; aspartate carbamoyltransferase activity; amino acid binding. Gene Ontology annotation, biological process: L-glutamine metabolic process; L-citrulline biosynthetic process; UTP biosynthetic process.
AUGCCUCGAUCUCAAUCUACAGGUCUGGAGACCAAGGCACUUGGUCUUCCCCAGAGUCCUUCACUGGCGGCUGCAGCUGGCGGAACCUCGACAGAACAUCCGGAAUCGGCGAUAGUACCACUGAAGAGCGAGCGAAUUGGCUCCAUCGCCGAAGUUGCAGCAUCCACCACCUUUCAAGGGGCCCAAAAAACGUCCUACCUAGAGCUCCAAGAUGGCCGCGUCUUUCAAGGGCUCAGCUUCGGAGCAGAGAAGAGCGUGUCUGGAGAGCUGGUGUUCCAAACCGGCAUGGUCGGAUAUCCAGAGUCCAUCACCGACCCCUCUUACCAGGGUCAGAUUCUAGUCGUCACUUUUCCACUAGUUGGCAAUUACGGCGUGCCAGGGCGCGAAGUCAAGGAUGACUUCCUACUUGAUCUUCCCAAACACUUCGAGUCGAGCAAAAUCCAUGUUGCUGGCCUCAUCGUGGCCUCCUAUGCUGGAGAGCAGUAUUCCCACCACUUGGCAACAUCAUCGCUUGGCGCAUGGCUCAAGGAGCAGGGAGUCCCGGCUAUUGAAGGAGUCGAUACCCGGGCUCUCACAAAGAUCAUUCGCGAGGAAGGAAGUAUGCUUGGCAAGAUCCUGCGAACCAAGGACUCCCAGCAGGCGAAUGGGACGAGCGUCACUAACGGUGACCACUCACACCCCCAAAACUGGCGAGAUCUGGUCGAAUCUGUGGAGUGGCACGAUCAGAAUAAGGAGAACCUCGUGGACCAAGUCUCACUCAAGACCCCUCGACUCAUAGCUCCUCCCAAAGGAACAGCUUUGAUGCAUCCGAGCGGCCGCCCGGUGCGCGUCCUAGUUGUUGAUAUCGGCUUGAAGUACAACCAGCUCCGAUGCCUGCUAUCUCGCGGAGUGGAAGUCAUGGUGGUGCCGUGGGACUAUGACUUCCCUGCUCACGCUGGCAAAGACUAUGAUGGUUUGUUUCUUUCCAAUGGUCCCGGAGAUCCUGCAACCUUGGCAAAGACAGUGUCCCAUAUCUCUGAGGCGAUGAAAGAAGGCCGCACUCCGAUCUUCGGCAUAUGUCUCGGUCAUCAGCUCCUCGCUCGUGCAGCAGGCGCGAGCACUCUGAAGAUGAAGUUCGGCAACCGCGGGCACAACAUUCCUUGCACAAAUUUGCUCUCUGGGAAAUGCUACAUCACGUCACAGAAUCAUGGGUUUGCUGUGGACUCGAUGACGUUGCCUGAAGGCUGGGAAGAGCUCUUCGUUAAUGCCAACGACGGGAGCAACGAAGGCAUCAGGCAUGUUUCUCGUCCCUAUUUCAGUGUACAAUUCCAUCCCGAGUCAACCCCAGGACCACGAGAUACCGAAUUCCUGUUCGAUGUCUUCAUCAAGGCAAUCAUGGACAGCAUCCAAGCCGUUGAUGCACUAUUGAAGCCUGUCACAUUUCCGGGCGGCACCAUAGAAGAGAAUGAUCUGGCGCACCCGAGAGUCAACGUCAAAAAGGUCCUCGUUCUUGGCAGCGGUGGCUUGAGUAUUGGUCAAGCUGGCGAAUUCGAUUAUUCCGGAAGCCAAGCUAUAAAAGCCCUGAAGCAAGAAGGUAUCUACACGGUCCUGAUCAACCCUAACAUCGCCACCAUCCAGACUUCAAAAGGUCUUGCAGACAAGGUCUAUUUCUUGCCCGUCAACCCCGACUUUGUGCGCAAAGUCAUCAAGCACGAGCGGCCAGAUGCCAUCUACUGUACCUUUGGCGGUCAAACGGCGCUACAGGUUGGCAUAGCUCUCAAGGAUGAGUUCGAGGAGCUUGGAGUCAAAGUGCUCGGUACGCCGAUCGACACCAUCAUCACCACUGAAGACCGUGAGCUCUUUGCCCGAAGCAUGGAGUCAAUUGGUGAGAAGUGCGCCAAGUCAGCGUCCGCCAACAACAUCGACGAGGCUAUGCGCGUCGUCGAAGAUAUUGGAUACCCGGUCAUCGUGCGAGCGGCUUAUGCACUGGGUGGUCUUGGGAGUGGUUUCGCCGAGGAUGCGGACCAGCUUCGCGACUUGUGUACGAAGGCUUUCGCAGCCAGCCCACAGGUCCUAAUCGAGCGCAGUAUGAAAGGCUGGAAAGAAAUCGAGUACGAAGUGGUCCGUGAUGCUCGCGACAACUGCAUCACUGUGUGCAACAUGGAGAACUUCGAUCCUCUCGGUAUCCACACAGGCGAUUCAAUCGUCGUUGCGCCUUCGCAGACACUGUCCGACGAGGACUACAACAUGCUUCGGACGACAGCCGUGAACGUCAUUCGGCAUCUAGGUGUCGUUGGAGAAUGCAACAUUCAGUACGCCCUCAACCCAUUCUCCAAGGAGUACUGCAUUAUCGAAGUCAACGCUCGUCUAUCCAGAUCCUCAGCUCUGGCAUCUAAGGCUACGGGGUACCCAUUGGCUUUCAUCGCCGCUAAGCUGGGCCUGGGCAUUCCUUUGAACGAGAUCUCCAAUUCGGUAACGAAGAAGACUUGUGCCUGCUUUGAGCCAUCGCUCGAUUAUGUGGUGGUCAAAAUUCCCAGAUGGGAUCUGAAGAAGUUCACCAGAGUCUCUACCCAACUUGGUUCUUCUAUGAAGAGCGUGGGCGAAGUUAUGGCCAUUGGCCGAACGUUUGAGGAGGCCAUCCAGAAAGCUAUACGCGGAGUCGACUUCUCAAACCUGGGCUUUUCGAACAUUGCCAACCCUCUGAUGUCGGUGGACGACGAGCUGCAGACACCAUCGGACCAGCGUAUGUUUGCGAUCGCCAAUGCCAUGCACGAAGGCUACAGUGUGGACAAGAUCUGGGAGAUGACCAAGAUCGACAAGUGGUUCUUGUCCCGUUUGAAGGGUUUGAGUGACUUUGCGAAAUUCCUCACGAAAUUCAAAGCUACAAAUGUCCCUGUCGAUCUACUUCGGGAUGCGAAGAAACUCGGAUUUUCCGAUCGUCAGCUCUCCAAUUAUCUUGACUCGACUGAACUCGCUGUGCGCAAGCUCAGAGUCAAGGCUGGCAUCAAGCCAGUUGUCAAGCAGAUUGAUACCGUUGCGGCCGAGUUCCCCGCCUACACCAAUUACCUCUACUUGACAUACAAUGGAUCUGAGAGCGAUGUGGUAUCCAAUGACAAAGGCAUCAUGGUUCUAGGAUCUGGUGUCUACAGAAUCGGUUCCUCUGUUGAGUUUGACUGGUGCUCUGUGAGGACUAUACGGACCCUGCGCGAGCAAGGCUACAAAACCGUCAUGGUUAACUAUAACCCCGAGACUGUCUCCACAGACUACGACGAGGCCGAUCGUUUGUAUUUCGAGAAUAUCAAUCUCGAAACUGUCCUCGACAUUUACGGCCAAGAACAGUCUAGCGGCGUUAUCAUCUCCAUGGGUGGCCAGACACCGAACAACAUCGCUCUACAGCUCUACCGUGCCAAUGUUACGAUCCUGGGCACUUCGCCUGAGAUGAUCGACACCGCUGAGAAUCGAUACAAGUUUUCUCGAAUGCUGGACCAAAUCGGCGUUGACCAGCCAUCAUGGAAGGAAUUGACGAGCAUUGCCGACGCUUUCGAUUUCUGCGAGAAGGUCAAGUAUCCGGUCCUUGUCCGUCCGUCCUACGUGCUGUCAGGCGCUGCUAUGAACACCGUCUACUCCCGCGAUGAUCUGGAGAACUACCUCAAGCAGGCCGUUGAUGUCUCUCGAGAUUACCCCGUGGUAAUUACCAAGUACAUUGAGAACGCAAAGGAGAUUGAAAUGGAUGCCGUCGCCAAGAACGGUACCAUGACUGGCCACUUCAUUUCCGAGCAUGUUGAGAAUGCUGGUGUCCAUUCAGGAGAUGCUACCCUCAUCUGCCCCCCACAGGAUUUAGAGCCUGAAACCAUCGCUCGUAUCGAAGAGGCCACGCGAAAGAUUGGCGAUGCUCUUAACGUCACUGGCCCAUACAACAUCCAGUUCAUCGCGAAGGAUAACGAGAUCAAAGUCAUUGAGUGCAACGUUCGCGCCUCCCGCUCUUUCCCCUUCGUUUCCAAGGUCAUGGGUGUGGAUCUGAUCGAAAUGGCAACCAAACUGAUUGUCGAUGAGCCGGUUGAGCCAUAUCCAGCAAUCAACUUGCCAGAGAAGUACGUUGGCGUCAAGGCUCCCCAGUUCUCGUUCUCUCGCCUCUCAGGAGCAGAUCCAGUCCAAGGUGUGGAGAUGGCAUCUACUGGAGAGGUCGCUUCUUUCGGAAGGGAUCGAUUUGAAGCCUACAUGAAGGCUACCAUAUCCACAGGCUUCAAGCUGCCCAAAAAGAACAUUCUGCUUUCCAUCGGAUCGUUCAAGGACAAGGUGGAGAUGCUACCGUCAUGUCAGAAGUUGCACAAAAUGGGAUACAAGCUGUUCGCUACGGCCGGCACCGCCGAUUUCCUGGAAGAACAUGGCGUUCCCGUCAAAUUCCUCGAAUCACUUGGCGAUAGCAGCAAGGAGCAAAAGUCUGAAUACUCAUUAACGCAUCACCUGGCCAACAACUCCAUUGACCUCUACAUCAAUUUGCCCUCCAGCAACAAGUUCCGUCGGCCUGCGAACUACAUGAGCAUGGGUUAUCGGACGAGACGAAUGGCUGUCGACUACCAGACGCCGUUGAUCACCAAUGUCAAGAUUGCAAAGAUCCUCAUCGAGGGCAUUGCCAGGAAGUACGACUUGAACAUAAGCAAUGUCGACUUCCAGACGAGUCACCGCAGCGUUGUCCUUCCAGGUCUGGUCAAUAUUGCCGCCUUUGUUCCUGGUGUUGCAGAGACAGGUUCGCACGACUUCUCGCUUGUCAGCAAAGCCUCAGUGGCUGCUGGCUUCAGUAUGAUUCGAGUAAUGGCAGUGGGCUUCGAGACUGCCAUAACGGAUGCCAAGACACUCAAGGCUGCGCAAGCCAACGCGGAGUUUGCUGCAUACACUGAUUACAACUUCUCGGUCGCUGCAACUGCGACUAAUUCGGACGAGAUAUCCGGUUUGCAGAGCGAAGUUGGGUCACUUUUCAUUCCUUUCAACCACUUGUCUGGUAACAUCAACAAAGUGGCAGCAGUGACAGCUCAUUUCUCUACCUGGCCGGCAAGCAAACCAAUCGUGACAGAUGCGAACACGACCGAUCUGGCGUCGAUACUUCUACUCGCUUCCCUGCACGACCGCAAAGUGCAUGUUUUGAAUGUCACCUCUAAAGACGAUAUCAAGCUGAUUGCUCUGUCCAAAGAGAAGGGCCUGAAGGUCACGUGCGAUGUGUCUGUGUACAGCUUGUUCCUCUCGCAGAGCGACUACGCGGAUUGCAUAGCGCUGCCAACCGCGGCUGACCAAGCAGCCCUCUGGAGACACCUGAAGACUAUCGAUGUCUUCUCUAUUGGCAGCCUCCCUUAUCAGAUUGCGGGCAAGCAGGCAGUCCCCACUGUGGGCAUUGCUGAUGCUGUGCCGCUCCUGCUGACUGCCGUGUCAGAGGGACGAAUGACACUGGACGAUCUUAUCGCCAAGUUGCACCACAACCCAAUCUCUAUCUUUGAGCUCAACGAGCAGAGUGGAACCUCUGUUGAAGUCGACAUCGAUAGACCUUAUGUGCUGCAGGCUGGUGAGGUCUGGUCACCUUUCGUGGGCCGCAUCAUGCGUGGCGCCGUUACGCGUGUGACCUUCCACGGCAAGACCGUAUGCUUGGACGGGGAAGUGUCCGCGGACUUGUCUCGAGGCACGGACAUGUCUACCUUCGUGAGCCCAAGUUCGCCCGAAAUUAAGGCUGUCUCCUCGCCAGUGAUCGGGGCGCAGGCAGCCAGCCCGUUCGAUCGCAAGCCGUCGCUGAUCGAUGGAAGCAUCGCGCGACGGAUGUCUCUUUCGCAGCGGCCACGUCCUUCAGUUCGCGCCCGAAUUGCCGAGGACCAUCUCGAGCCAGGCGCUGGCGCACAAUCAGCGCUUAUUGCCCAACCAGUGCAACAAAGCAUGAUUUCUCCCUCGCUGCAAUCGUUACUUUCAUCAUCCCCUCUGCGCAACCGCCACAUACUUUCGGUGAACCAGUUCAGCCGAUCUGACCUACAUCUUCUCUUCACUGUAGCGCAAGAAAUGCGCCUGGCAGUGCAGAGACAGGGUGUGUUGCCAAUCUUGCAAUCAAGAGUGCUCUGCACAAUGUUCUAUGAGCCGAGCACACGAACAUCGGCAUCAUUUGACGCGGCUAUGCAGCGUUUGGGCGGCCGAACUGUGGCUAUCAAUACCGACCACUCCUCCACGAAGAAGGGAGAGUCCCUACAAGAUACGCUCCGCACAUUGGGAUGCUACGGUGACGCGAUCGUGCUUCGUCAUCCCGACGGCAAUUCUGCUUCGAUUGCUGGCCAAUUCUCGCCUGUCCCAGUCAUCAAUGGCGGGAACGGAAGCGUGGAGCAUCCAACUCAGGCAUUCCUCGACCUGUUCACCAUCCGGGAAGAACUUGGUACUGUCAACGGCUUAACGAUCACUUUCACUGGUGAUUUGAAGUAUGGACGGACAGUCCACUCUCUUGUCAAGCUGCUGCAGUACUACAAUGUUCGCAUCAACCUUGUGGCUCCCAAGACGCUGUCUCUCCCUGACGAGGUUCGCGACUUGAUCGUCGAGUCCGGUCAUUUGGGUUUCGAAGCUGAGACGCUGACGCCCGAGCUCAUGGCCAAGUCGGAUGUGCUGUACUGCACAAGGGUUCAGAAAGAGCGCUUCCCCAAUGUUGAAGAAUUUGAUCGGCUCAAGGAUAGCCUUGUUGUCAACAACAGCAUCCUCCAACACGCGAAGUCCAGCAUGGUGGUCUUGCACCCGCUUCCACGCAACAACGAGAUCAGCGAGGAAGUAGACUACGAUCAGAGAGCGGCUUACUUCCGCCAAAUGAGAUAUGGUCUGUACAUCCGAAUGGCGUUACUGGCUCUGGUGCUUGCGCCCUGA